Carassius auratus (goldfish) is the source of this 3907-nucleotide messenger RNA. RefSeq lists its product as uncharacterized. The record is from RefSeq and is a predicted model, not a curated record. Bases 254 to 2101 code for a protein of 615 amino acids. The transcript is spliced from 3 exons. Lineage: Eukaryota; Metazoa; Chordata; Actinopteri; Cypriniformes; Cyprinidae.
UAAAUUGGAGUGCAUUUUUAAUGUGUCUAAUACAUGCAUAGAUGAAGUAGUAGAGGAACUUAAUUUCCUUACAUCGUCUGCAUCUGGCCCUGUUAUAAAAAACAUUAUACUUAACACUCUAAAGAGGCAUGGCUGCAUUUUCGAAGAUUCUGUCAUUUCAGAACUGGUUAAAGAUCUUUGCCAGCUUAACCCUUUCUGUGCUGCUUUAGGAUUGGACGGGCCUUUAAGUACACACUAUAAAAGAGAACAAUUUAUGAAGGAGCAUCUUUCACUGACUGAGCCAGUCGAGUACAUACUUGAUUGCAGCAAGAAUGCAACCUUACAGUAUGUUCCGAUUCUCCCAUUAUUGUCUCAACUUUUGAAUAAUGGACACAUUCAGGACACAAUUUUACACAACAGGAGGCCGUGCAAUGUGUCUUCAGAGUACAGGUCUUUGCAUGAUGGAUCUUUCUACAAAGAAAACUGCUUUUUAUCUGGAGAUGAACUGAAACUCCCGUUGAUUCUCUACAUCGAUGACUUCGAAAUAUGUAACCCUCUGGGGACAUCACGCAAGAAGCAUAAAGUCACUGGCGUGUACUGGGUACUUGCAGACAUCCCUGCUACUCUUCGGUCUACACUAAGUUCCAUUUAUCUGGCCAUUCUUUGUAAGGCAGAUGAUGUCAAGCAAUAUGGAUACCCAAAAAUGUUGUUACCACUGCUUAAAGAUUUGAAAUGCUUGGAGGAUGAUGGCAUAUUUGUACCAAGUCUGGGCAAAGUGGUGAAGGGCACUGUAUUUGCCGUAGCAGCUGAUAAUCUUGGCGCUCACUCCAUCGGUGGGUUUAUUGAAAGCUUUUCUUCCUCUCAUUAUUGUCGCUUUUGCACUGGAAAGAGUUCAGACAUCCAGGAACAUGAAGUAAGAGCAGGAAUGUUCCCUCUGCGAACUAAGUCCAGCCAUACACUCCAUGUCGAAGCAGCGUUGUUGGACACUGCAGAAGCUCAUCAUUGUGGAGUUAAAAGACAGUGUCCCAUCUCUGACAAACUGAGUUACUUUCAUGCCACAUCAGGUUAUCCCCCUGAUGCUUUGCAUGAUUUGCUUGAAGGGAUUGUUCCUCUUGAACUUGCACAGUGUCUUGACGUGUUAAUCAAGAAGAAAUACUUCUCUCUUCUUGAACUUAACUCUUCAAUCCGUCGAUUUCCCUACAAAUGGAAUGACAAAGUGAACUGUCCACAAGCUAUCCCCCUGACUUUUGCAUCACGUAAAAGUAUAGGAGGCAAUGCACAUGAAAACUGGUGCUUGUUACGGAUGCUACCUUUUAUGAUUGGCAACAAAGUGCCAGAAGAGGACUCAGCAUGGCAGGUUUUGAUGACCUUGAAAGAUGUUGUUGAGCUUGUCAUGGCUCCUGUUUACACAGAUGAGACGCUAGGAUACAUGGAAAGCAAGAUUAGUGAACACCGUUAUAGGUAUUUGGAUUUGUUCCCAGAGGAGAAAUUGAGACCGAAACAUCACUUCCUGGAGCAUUAUCCUUGGCUCACAACUGCUUUUGGACCACUUGUGUUUCUCUGGACCAUGCGAUUCGAAGCCAAACACCGAUUUUUUAAAAGGAUUGUGAGGCAGACUGGGUCAUUCAGAAACAUUCUAAAAACAAUGGCAAGAAAACACCAAUCAAUGAUUGCAUACCACAUCCAUGAUGCUAACAUUCUAAGACCAAAACUCUCUUUGUCAAGAAUGACUCAAGUGGCAGUGGAGGUUCUAAAGGACAGCAUUAAGGAGUCUUUUGUAAAUAAGUUUCCCAGGGAAGCGGUUGUGAGUAUGACAAACAAAGUCACCAUUUUAGGCACUGACUACUGUGUUGGAAUGUUGUUGCCUUUUGGAUCAACAGGAGGAUUGCCUGACUUCGGAGAAAUACUCCAAAUAAUCAUUGUGCAUGAAAGUCCUGUCUUUGUUCUGAAGUUGCUAAGUGGGUGGUACCAUGAGCACCUGAGAUGCUUCAAAGUAGAGCCAAAAGGAGAGAUUGAAGUCGUGCAGCAUUCAGAAAUGAAGGAUGCAUACCCCUUAGCUGCAUAUAAUACUUUGCAUGGUCGAAUGGUGUCCCUAAAACACUUCAUUUGUAUAUCAGAGUAGGUUUUUCAGUUUAAUUAUUCAUGCCUUAUCAAUCGUAUAUUAAUCAUGCCAAGUAUAAUAAUUAUAAAAAAUGCAAUCUAUUUUUCUGUCUCCCUACAGCUGAAGACAACACAUACCCCAAAGGAAAUGUCCGUCCAGUUGCGAGUCAUCAUAGAAGAAAACAAUAUCCGAAAGUUGACGCUUCCAUCAGGAAUUCCUAAUAAGGUGGAAGAUCUUGUUUCAGAAAUCAUUGAGACAUUCCAGAUACAUGGUGAAUUUGGACUACUCUAUGAGGACAAAGACUUUGGGAACCAGUUUUUCACUCUACAUUCUACUUCCGACCUGGAAGACAAGGGCACUGUGAAAUUGGUAAGAAAAGAUCCCUUGAUAACCCUUGACUUGCAUCCAGUAGAUGAAUCAGGACUGUCCUCUACACCAAGUACCUUGGAGACCCACCUUGUGGAUGAUCGAGUCAAGUCAUAUCAUGCCUCUGGAACACAUUUCCAGGAUGCAAGUAUUAAAUCUGCAAUAAUGCAAGACUUAGCCAAAGCUGUAUUUUCUUACACGGCCUAUCCUUCAAGUAUGCAAAUAUCCUCUGUGGCUGAAGCCCUUCUUGAAAAGUUUCCAUGCCUAAAGGAGCCUGGGACCUUUGCAGGCACGUAUGGCUGGCAGCAACGCCUAAAGUACAAGAUGCACAAUUUCCGUGCCAAGCUGAAAUCACAAAAAUAUACAUAUCCAGAAUUAGAAGUAAACACAUUGAAGAGGAAGCGACCAACCGAUGCAGCACCAGCUAAAAAUGUGAAAAGGCCAAAGAAAGCAGAAGUGAAUUAUCUCCCUCCGCAUCCUGUUGGAGAAAAUGAGGACACAUUGGAAAAGGUGAGGCUUGAGUUAGUCGAUGAAACGAAGAAGAAGAACAACGCAAAAGUAAUUGAAGAAAAAAUGUCAAAAACCUUUUCAAUUAGAAGACUGGAGGUUGUGACCACCGGCCCUGCUGUCAGUGUUUUAAGAGAGAGGUGGCCUGGAUUAUUCAGUAAGGCUCAGGUAAGGAUGUUCUUUAGUUUAAUUUUUUUCUUUCAAGAACUGUUGUUCAUCUCAUUUGUUUAAUUUAAAAUUGGUUUCAAACCUUAUAAUCUCUGACUAUAAUUGUGAUAAUUAUUGUAUUUUUAUGUUCUUUUACUGAUUUACUAGAUCAAAGAGGAAUUCAGACGUAUAACAACAGUCUCCUUGGAGGAGACAUUUAUGCUGAAUCUUGAUGGGUACACACCACGUCUUCUGCAGUUGAUGCGUGCCAAAGGAGGAGCAUUUGGUACCAAGAUGCAUCCUCUCCUGAGCACUGUAAAUGAGUUCCAGAGUAUUGAGAAAAAAAGGGAUGCAUGCAUCUGUUGCCUCAUUGAGUAUCUUGGGGAAAAUCAAGAAGAGCUGUUCCAAGACUGUCAGGAGGAUGAACUUGAAGGCCACACAAAUGAAAUAAUGAAGUUGGUGGUUAUUCACAAUCCCACAGUUGAGGAGACCCAGCAGAUGUGUGUGUUGUAAUCGAGGGCAUCAAAGUGCUGAAUGGUUGUGGAAACAGAACCACAGCGUGCAUACUGUUGAUGGGAUUGAUAUAUGCCCUCAACCUUGAAUAUCCAAAAAAAAUGAAGUACACCUUUGAAGUCUUCCAGAAACUUUUUUUGAAACUUGACGGAGCAAAACUGCUGAAGAAGGUCCAAAGCCUCAAGUGUAAACUAAUGGAAUGAGCUGUUUGUACUGUAAGUUCAGCCUCAAUGUAAACUGUUUUAUUUGCAAAUGGUAAAUGUUCAAGAAGUAGCACGUUAUAUGUAAUGUGAG